CUCACAAUCUUCCCUUUUUUCCUCCUUUCAUUCCUUUUCUCUUUCUCUCUCUAAAGUGUUUCUCUCUCUUCUUCUCCAUCCAUGGUGAUUGAUCUGAGAGAACACUGAAUAACUUGAAGAAUUUCUCUCUCUCUGUCUCUCUCUCAGAUCUAGGGCAUUGUUUUUCUUGCCCUAGCACAUUUGAGUUCUCAGGAGAUUGGAGAUAUACAUACAUAUAUCUCGUAAAAUUUGAAAAAAAACAAGUAUAUUGUGUGAAAAAAAUGGUGACAAUUGAUUCAUUUGAUGCUUUUUUAUUCAAUGCUAGCAGAGCAUUGUGUAGUCCUCUUGCAGUUUUCAUUCAGAUCCAGGGAUGUAUAAUCGUCUUAGUCCUGGCUCUUGGAUGGGCUUUAGCUGCUUAUGUUAGGGGCAGGGAGAUUCGACGCAUGAAGAGUAGUAUGAAAAGUGGAAAUAGCUUUGCAUUCCUUACAUUGGACAUUAAUGAACUUGAGCAUUCAAAUCAGGCCAAUUUGCCCCGAGUCACAGUUGUAAUGCCUUUAAAAGGGUUUGGCGAGCACAAUCUACACAAUUGGAGAAGCCAGAUCACGUCUCUUUAUGGUGGUCCUUUGGAGUUCCUUUUUGUGGUUGAAAGUACAGCUGAUCCUGCUUAUCAUGCUGUGAAAUGUUUAUUAGCGGAUUUUAAGGAUGCUGUUGAGGCUAAGGUUAUUGUAGCUGGUCUGUCAACAACUUGUAGUCAGAAGAUUCACAAUCAAUUGGUUGGGGUGGAUCAAAUGCACAAAGAUACAAAGUAUGUCUUAUUCCUUGACGACGAUGUUAGGUUGCACCCUGGGUCAAUUGGAGCCCUUACUACUGAAAUGGAGAAGAAUCCAGAUAUCUUUAUUCAAACAGGAUAUCCUCUUGAUUUACCAUCUGGAACUUUGGGAAGUUACUGCAUUUAUGGAUAUCACAUGCCAUGUUCUAUGGGAUUUGCUACUGGUGGAAAAACAUUCUUUCUCUGGGGAGGAUGCAUGAUGAUGCAUGCAGACGAUUUUAGAACCGACCGCCAUUGUGUAGUGUCAGGGCUUCGAGAUGGGGGCUACUCAGAUGACAUGACUCUAGCAGCUAUAGCGGGUGCACACAAGAGGCUCAUUACAUCACCACCUGUUGCAGUCUUUCCACAUCCUCUUGCAACCGAUCUUACCUUCCCUAGAUAUUGGAAUUAUUUGAGGAAGCAAACAUUCGUACUGGAAUCAUAUACAACAAAGGUUAACUGGAUCAUGAAUCGGGCUUUAUUUACAUCCCACUGCUAUCUGUCAUGGGGUUUUGUAUCUCCAUACGUCAUGGCAGGGAUUCAUGUGGCAGCAGCACUGAGAUAUUAUCUUAAAGAAAGCUCUCUUGAGGAGGAUACAGUCAUGACAUGUAGUGGGUUGUUACUUGCUGGAUACCUUGCCAUAUGCACAGUGGUUAAACUCCUUUCUAUGUGGAACUUGACAAGAAUUGAAGUUCACUUGUGCAAUAUGUUGUCUCCCGAAGCACCUCAACUAUCACUUGCUUCUUAUAACUGGUGUCUUGUAUUCAUUGCAAUGCUGGUUGACAAUUUUUUAUACCCACUAUCUGCAAUGCGUUCUCAUCUUUCUCAGUCCAUCAAUUGGUCUGGCAUCCGGUAUCAUUUGAAGGAUGGGAAGAUAUGCAAGAUUGACAGACACAAGCAUUUGGUUCCCAAAAUUACAGAUUUGGCAGGAAAAGAUUUGCUUGGAAAACAAGGAUCAAAACCUAAGGUUGCUAUUAUUAGCACUUUGUCCAGAACUCUAGCGCAAUGGCGACAACCAAAGAAAUAUAACAUUUAGAUAAGAUUCAAUCAGUGGUAAAUUUUAUGUGAUUCUUUUGCUCCCCUUGGUAAGUAGUGACCAAGCAUUUGCAUGACCAAUUUUUUUUUUGGGGGGGCUUUUUUUAAUCCCUUCUGAUCUUAAGAGGCACAUCAUUGAUAUAGGUUGUAAGUUGUAAGUCUUAUUGUUUCUGGCUAUUAAAUUCAUCACUUCAUUCUUCUCACUCAGGUCUACCAUGCUUUGGGCUGGUUUUUGUAAUUGUAAUGUUUAUUUGUAAUUUCAUGUCCAUUUCAAAGUUAGCUUAAGAUGUAUUUUGGGUGGUGGCUGACCAAUAGAUAACAGGUGUAAGGUUAUGUUGUUUUUGGGUAUUUAAUUCAUCACUUCAUUCUUCUCAUUCUGGCUUAAUUUUCUACUUGUAAUGUUAUUAAGGGUCCAUGACAAAAUUACCUUGCACAUAUAUACCUGAUUGUGGGAUCAUUGUUUAAGUAAUGUCUUUAUGUUUAUAAAA
Messenger RNA from Solanum dulcamara, 2310 nucleotides. RefSeq lists its product as uncharacterized. Gene Ontology annotation, molecular function: ceramide glucosyltransferase activity. NCBI's taxonomy places the organism in Eukaryota, Viridiplantae, Streptophyta, Magnoliopsida, Solanales, Solanaceae. Gene Ontology annotation, cellular component: membrane. The record is from RefSeq and is a predicted model, not a curated record. Gene Ontology annotation, biological process: glucosylceramide biosynthetic process. The coding region runs from base 261 to 1823 and encodes 520 amino acids. The transcript is spliced from 14 exons.